This is a messenger RNA of Caenorhabditis briggsae, 978 nucleotides long. Lineage: Eukaryota; Metazoa; Nematoda; Chromadorea; Rhabditida; Rhabditidae. Gene Ontology annotation, molecular function: DNA-binding transcription factor activity; zinc ion binding; sequence-specific DNA binding. The record is from RefSeq and is a predicted model, not a curated record. Bases 1 to 978 code for a protein of 325 amino acids. Gene Ontology annotation, biological process: regulation of DNA-templated transcription. The transcript has 3 exons.
AUGAAUGUGGUUCCACGAGUAUGCACCAUUUGCGAGCGAUACCAAAAAAUUGGAAAUUAUUAUGGUGUGCCCGCGUGCUGCGCGUGUAAAAUGUUCUUCAAACGAGCCAUUGCCGAUAAUGAAAUGACUUCUCACGCCAUACCAACAAAAUCAUGUAGAAUGCAAUGUCGAGAAUGCCGUCUCUUCCGCUGUGUGGAAAAAGGAAUGUUCAUCAUCCCGGAAAGCACUUUCAAUGUCAAUAAUUAUGACAAAUUAACGAGUCUUCUGGUGAAUCUCGAGCACAUGCAGGUUGUCCGAACAAACAAGCUAGAGACUAUGCAUAUUUUCACAAACCCAUCAAUAGAAGAAAUCGCUUGGAAUGGAAGACCAAAGUUCGAAAAACGACCCAAAGAUAUGACUAUGGAUGUUACCGAAUGGUCUUUUAUGUGUGGCAUAACGGCAAUCGAUUAUGCUCUGAAUUUUCCUCAUAUCGCAGAAUUGGCGGUUUAUGAUAGGAAACUUAUUUUACGAAACUGCUUUUUCUACUUGGCACUUUUAUCCGAUGCACUUCGAGCAGUUACCAACAAGCAAGACAGUUUGUCUUUUCCCGAUGGUAGCGAUGUUAUUCCGCCGAACACUGACGAAGUCAGCGAUGAACUCAAAAAGCGUAUCAGGAUAACUCUGGUUGGCAGAGCUUGUGAGCUUCAAAUCACCAAAGAAGAAACUUACUUGUUGUCCACGAUAAUUAUGAGCAAUCCAUCUGUUGCUGACAUUUCACCUGCUGCUCGAAAGUCACUUGAGACGAACCAACAAAUUUAUACAUCCGCUCUUUUUCAAUUAUGUCAAGCCAAGAAUGGAGCUUCCGGACCAUCACGCUUUGUCGACCUCUUGUCAUUGUGUCACAAAUUGGAAAACACGCAAGCAUGUUUUGGGUAUCUCUCGAUGACAUGCGCUCAAAAUAGAAAUCCAGUAUGUAUGAAGAAACUAUUCGAUCAUUAA